This is a messenger RNA of Alternaria ventricosa, 882 nucleotides long. RefSeq lists its product as uncharacterized. The transcript has a single exon. Gene Ontology annotation, molecular function: monooxygenase activity; heme binding; oxidoreductase activity, acting on paired donors, with incorporation or reduction of molecular oxygen. Lineage: Eukaryota; Fungi; Ascomycota; Dothideomycetes; Pleosporales; Pleosporaceae. The record is from RefSeq and is a predicted model, not a curated record. The coding region runs from base 1 to 882 and encodes 293 amino acids.
AUGCCACAUGUGUUCUUCCCACCAAAGGCGAUGAAAGAGCUCUAUUCAUCGACCUCCGCAAGCUUUGCCGCUCAUACGGCUGAUAUCCUUCUCGGGAAAUACACGUAUCAGGGUGAGGAGAACAUAGAGCUCAAAUCGGGUAUCCGGGCUAUGUCGAACAAUCUGGACGUGGUGAUUAGGUCUUUCGAGUCUGAUGUUACCUAUGCAUUCGAAACAGUCUUUGGAAAUUGCAGCGAAUGGGUGACUGUGGAUCAGAUCUGGCCUGCUACCUUCCGGCUCGCGGCUAUCAUGAGCUCCCGCCCUUUCCUUGGUAAAGAGCUGAGCCGCGAACCGAAAUGGUUCGCCGCCAUGACAGAUUAUGUGGAGAGUCUGAGCAAUGCAGUUGGCAGCUUGAGGCCGGUACCUACUGUCGUCCGAUUCUUCUUCGAGUCGCGCAUCCCACGCAUCCGGAACCUUGUGAAGGCACGCGAUCGUAUGGAGGAUCUGAUGCUGCCAGUCAUCCAAGAGCAUCUUGAUCGUUACCUUGCGACAGGAAAAGAUUCCAAAUCCCGGCGCACAGCUGCUAUAAGCUCUGACGGGGGCGAGCUACUUGAUUGGAUGAUUCCGGAGUACUCGAAUCCAUCCGCAAAAAAGCUGGCCCGCGAUGAGAUCACAAUCAUCCUUGAGUCAGUGAUGAAUAUAUCAGGAGGUCUCAGCCAUUCGCUCUUUAACAUCGCGAAGUAUUCUGAGUACCAGGCACCACUGCGAGAAGAGUAUGAGGAGGUUGUACAGAAGACGAAGGGACUGAGCAAGGCUGCCCUAUUCAACAUGAAGAAGAUGGAUAGCUUCAUGAAGGAAGUACAUCGCCUGAACCCCCCAUCCAUGAGUAAGUUCUUUUGCUAA